Molecule: messenger RNA, 897 nt
Organism: Pieris macdunnoughi
Lineage: Eukaryota; Metazoa; Arthropoda; Insecta; Lepidoptera; Pieridae
Source: the annotation of a GenBank genome assembly
AUGAAUCAGACAAUAAAUGUGGAUCAACUCAACUCUGCAUUAACAUCGCUUAGAACGCUACGAUCUAGUGUAAGCCAUGUCUUUGAAACGCUUUCAAACGGUCUUCGAGCUGAUCACGGUGAAGAUGGUAAAGACAAAUUUCUAUCCGAGCUCCAAGAACUUCUCAAUAAUGUUAAUAUAAAUGUCCGAGAUUUAGAACAAACUGUAAACAGCUUGCCAAUACCUACCGCACCUUUUAAUUUAGGCAACACGACAUUUUUAAGUCAAGACACGACGCAAGAUCGGCAAGCAUUGUAUACUCAAUUGGUCAAUAGUUACAAAUGGACAGACAAAAUACAUGAGUACAGUUCUUUCGCAUACACAUUAUUAAAUCAAAACUCUCUUAAAAGAUCAAAUAUCAACUCGGCCACAAAAAGAAGAGGGAAAAUGCAAAGUAAUCACAAUGUUGCUCCCUUACAAGUGGACAAUGUAAUAAAUAAUAUUGGUAGAUCGUACAACGACAUGAAAAUAACUAUAUCACGUCCAUUUGCCAGCAAUGCUGUUGUGCAAAUUAAUUUAAGCCAUGUCCUUAAAGCAGUAGUAGCUUUUAAAGGACUCCUGAUGGAGUGGGUGAUGGUAAAGGGCUAUGGAGAAACCUUAGAUUUAUGGACAGAAUCAAGGCAUAAUGUUUUUCGUAAAGUAACUGAAAAUGCCCAUGCAGCUAUGUUACAUUUUUACUCUCCAAUGAUACCAGAGUUAGCAGUUCGCUCUUUUAUGACUUGGCUGCAUAGUUAUGUAAACUUGUUUAGUGAUCCAUGUAAGAGAUGCGGGUGCCAUCUUCACCACACAUCAAUGCUUCCCCCUGCAUGGCGUGAUUUUCGCUCACUUGAACCAUUCCAUGAUGAAUGCAAACAAUAG